UGCUGCUGGAAUUUCUUACAGAACUCAUUCCACUGAGAAAAAAGCGUAGCCAAACAACAAACAAACAACUAAUUUUACUCAAAAACAAUACAAGUGAAAACAAAACACAACCUUCUAAUAUUAGCAUUACACAUUUGAGGAUUUUCUUGCCUUUUCCAUUACCAGAGAACAUGCAGAAAUAGAAACCAAACAAAAGAAAGAAAAAAUGGCGGAUCUCAGAGCUUCCCUGCCUCCGAGCUUCCACACUCUCUUCGUCCCUUCCCGCAUUCUUUUCUUCUCCAAACCUUCUCACCAUAACAGCAAUGGAAUUGGAAGCUUCGCUCCCAAAUUGCCGUCGCCGAAGCGACGGACUAGGGUCCCAAUUCUCGGCUCCAAAUUGGAUUCCGACUCGAGGUCUUCGUCCUCGGAUUUCGGCAUCCUCUCAACUUCCGAGUGUUCGGACGGUAGCAUUGUCUUCCGGUUUGGGCACGCCAGAGACAGUGAAGCAACGGUUGCGACUAUUGAUGUUGAGAAGGAUGACAAUGCUGCCACUGAAGGUUUGGUAAAUGAACAUGGUAAACAGUCCAAUGAGAGCAUAGGACUGGGUAGUAGUUCGGAAAAAGUAAAAUCUCAUUCCAAAAGACAAGGGAGAAGACGCUCAGCCCAAGAAAGCAGAGAAGUCAGUAGUGUUCUUGAUCAAGUUAAUGAUGAACAAUUCAAUGAGUUUGUGGAGCCAGAUAGUGUUGUAGAUCAAGGUACAUCUCGUACCAAAAGGCGAGGAAGAAGAUACCGAGCUAAACUAAGCAAAGAAGUAACUAGUGUUCUAGAUAGAGAAUCUAGUGAAGUAGAAUCUGUAACUGAUAGCGUAUCAGAAUUGAGUGAAUCAGUGGAAGAGGCUACACUUGAUUCUAAAACCAGUGAUCUGUCUCAUUCUGAAUCUAGUGUAGAUGAAGUUUCAGUUAACAAGGUUAAUGAUGUGGUUAGGACUACAGAUACUAGUUCGGAAGUUGAUGUUGUUCAAAAUGAGGAAAUUCAUAGAGACAUUGAGGAGAGCACUGCAAGCAUUGGUGGGAAUAAAGUUAUAGAUGUGUCUGAUAAUUGUGCUUCUCCAGCAAGUAACGAAGAGAGUUCCCAUGUUGAAGUUGCUUGUCUCCCUACAUCUGGUGAGGAUAGUGGAACUCUCAUUGAGGUAACGAAUCUGUCCACCAUGACACAGGCCGAAACGCCACUGGAUCAGGAAAUGGGGACAAGUGCAUCGGAUGAGGAUGUUAAAGUGGACAAGACUGAAACUGGGAUAGCGUUAGGUUGUAAUGUCUCUUCCACAACUUCUGAAGAAGAUGCGAGUAAAACAAACACAAGUAAUGUUGCAGGAGCGCCAAUCUCUGAAGUUGUAGAAGUCCCUUCAAUUACAAAAACUCCUAUUAGGGAGGAAACCUCAAGAGCGGGAUUUGUACUAUCUUCUGGUGCUGCUUCAUUGCCUCAUCCCUCAAAAGGUGGAGAGGAUGCGUAUUUUGUCGCUUGCCAAAGUUGGCUAGGUGUGGCUGACGGAGUCGGUCAGUGGUCACUAGAAGGGAGCAGUGCUGCACUAUACGCCCGAGAACUCAUGGAUAAUUGUGCAAGAAUUAUGGCAGAUUGCAAAGGCACUCCAGUGAAAGAACCAGACGAAGUUCUCUUUAGAAGUGUUGCAGAAACACAAUCACAUGGAUCAUCAACAAUUUUGGUUGCUUACUUUGAUGGUCAGACUUUCCACGUGGCCAACAUUGGUGACUCGGGAUUCAUCAUAAUUCGAGGUGGUGCUGUCUUUCAGCAGUCAUCUCCAAUGGUACACGAGUUCAAUUUUCCAGUACAUAUUGAAAGAGGUGACGAUCCCUCCAAACUCAUAGAGCGGUACAGAAUUGGUUUGGAUGAGGGAGAUGUGAUUGUCACUGCGACAGAUGGCCUUUUUGAUAAUUUAUACCAACAAGAAAUUGCUUCAAUUGUAUCAAAAUCAUUUGAAGCUGGUUUCAAACCGCAGGACACAGCAAGGAUAUUGGCUAAAAGGGCACAAGAGGUGGGACGAUCCUCAUCAUCAGGGUGUCCAUUUGCAGACGCAGCUCAGACAGCAGGUUAUGUGGGUUAUGCGGGUGGCAAGCUCGAUGAUGUAGUCGUCAUUGUAUCAUUAGUUCAGAAAAAGUACAUCAGCUAAAGCGUCAGUUUAACUCCUUUGUAUCAGUAGUUUCUUAAAUGUGGAAAGGAAAAAAAAAAAAAAAAAACGCACUCUGUAUCUUGUGGCUCUGGCUGUGAUUUAUAGUGGUAUCCAUUUGACAAACAUGGCAAACAAAGGUUGCCUACUUCUAUCUUGAAUUUUAUUUUGAAUCCAAUAUUUCUUCAUCGUCAUACCAGUCCUGGAGAAUGUGCUACGCUUUUUAUAGGUCUGCCCGGCUUCCUCACUUCCAGAGUCGGCCGACAUAACUCACGGGGUGCGGCCUUUCUGAUGACAUUGCUCCUUGUUUAAUCAACCCGUUCUUGAAACAAAUUUGCGUCUGGAUCUUGUAGAACAUGCCAGUUCGCUAAGAGAAAGGCCUGUAGCGAUGACAGUGAAGAAUGUGUCCAGUUAGCAAUAGUAUUAUUAAAAGCUGAGCAAGUUAUGAACACAUCUUCACGUAGUGCAACUUAAAACUCCCCUCAAUCUGAGAACAGAUUUC
Molecule: messenger RNA, 2663 nt
Organism: Morus notabilis
Lineage: Eukaryota; Viridiplantae; Streptophyta; Magnoliopsida; Rosales; Moraceae
Product: probable protein phosphatase 2C BIPP2C1
Exons: 9
Coding region: 206-2164 (652 amino acids)
Source: RefSeq, a predicted model, not a curated record